AUGGUUCGCCCAGCGCCGCGGCGCGCCGCACUCGCCGCCGUGGCGGUGGUUCUGGGGCUUCAUUCCUCCAGAGGCUUCCUAGGCGGCUUUUUCAAUCCGCCCCGCAGCGACUUUCAAGGAGAUUUUCCAGCGCAGGGCCAGGCCGCAAGCCUCUUUACGGGCCACCAGCCUGGUACCAGGACGGCGCAUGUCACCAUGAGGGCAGGUGCCGAGGAAGAGAGUCUCCAGUCCGCCAUCAAAGGUGGCAACAAGGACCGGAUUACCAAAGCGAUUGAGGGCCUUCCGGCCCCUCCAAAGAGCGCCAUGAAAGAGGUGGAGGGUGACUGGCAGGUCACUUGGGACAGCAACAGCCUUGGACCUACCAAGAAGACGCUUCUCAAGCUGGUCUGCGACCAGCUACCCAACACAAUGGUAGAAUUCUACAGGCAGUACAAUUUGAUCCAGGAUGGCAAGUACUACUGGCUGCAGGCCUUCACCAUGGAUGGCAUCCAGAGAACCAAUGCCGCACUGAUGAUGUCCGGCAGCUGGAAAGCAGCCAAGUCUGGCAACAAGGGCACUGUGGACUUCAGCGAGGUCCAGAUUGUGCCGUCGAGGCACGGCUCUGCGGAGAGCCGGGAAGCCAUCCGAUCUACUGGCCUGGACAGAUACAUGAAGCCAAUGAAGCUGAAAGAUGGAGGGCCGGUGGAGGUUUCUAUUAGCUACGUCAGCGACGAGACGCAGGUUCAACAAGAUGAAGUGGGCAAUACCUACGUGUUCAAGCGGAUGUCGGAUUCUUAUCCGAUCCCUUAUAUUUUCGCGGACAAGAAGGCGGAGAGCUGA
Symbiodinium pilosum is the source of this 819-nucleotide messenger RNA. NCBI's taxonomy places the organism in Eukaryota, Dinophyceae, Suessiales, Symbiodiniaceae. The record is from the annotation of a GenBank genome assembly.